GGAAAGAAAAUUAAUUUGUUCGUUUGCUAAGGCUCCUUAAUAGUGACUAUUCCGUGACUUGAGGCCGACAGAAAGUGAUUUCGUUAAAUUAAAAAUAAAAACAACUGAUUCGUGAUACAGGUUGCAGUCUACAUUAUGGGGCGAAGUGUGAAUACUACUAAGGGCAAAAAGAAGGUAGUCCAGGGUAAGCCUUCAUCGCCAGAAAGUGACCAUGUCGAGCCAGAAUAUGAAGUUGAGAAGGUUGUUGAUUGGAGAGAAGUAAAUGGAAAGGUGGAGUAUCUCCUGAAAUGGAUUGGAUAUGACAAUGAUGAUAACACAUGGGAACCUGUGGAAGCUUUAGAAUGUCAUGAGCUUAUUGCGGAAUUUGAAAAGAAAAGAAAAGAAAAUGAUCAAGAAAAAAAGAAGUCAUCUGAAAGCAAAACAAAGAAAUCAGAUGAAAUGAAAGCAAAAAAAUCAAAUGAAAUGAAAACAAAAAAACAAGUUGAAGGCAAAGAAAAGAAACAUGCUGCAUCCAAUAAAGAUAGGGAUAAACAACCAGGAGAGAUGGCUCAUGGAAGGAAAGAAGCUGAGGAGAUUAGUCAUGUAACUUCUAUUUUAAAAGAAAAUGAACAAGAUCAGGAGCCAGAAGUGAUUAUAGGAGCUACCGAUAAUUUUCACAAGGGCGAGCUCGCGUUUCUUGUCAAAUGGAAGUUUAAUGACACCCCCGAGUUUGUUCUUGCGUCUCGAGCGAACGUUUUGUGGCCACAGAUGGUAAUUAAGUUCUACGAAAGCCGAUUGCAGUGGUCUUCAAAUGCUAAGGAAGGGGAAGAGAUAGAUGCGUUGGAAUAGGACGUAUUUGGUUACUUCAACUUCCAAAUAUCGAACGGAAGAGUAGCUCUAACCACAAUGCCAUCGAGCUACCGGUUAUUUUUUCUGCAUUUUUUCUCGUUUGAUUUAGCGAGUGUGUUGUUCUUACUCUAUGUGCGGGUUUUCUUAAACUAGAACAAGCACCUACGUUUCCCUGGUUGGCCAGUUUUUGUUUUUACUUUUUAUUUCCAAAACAUUCAUCC
Molecule: messenger RNA, 1049 nt
Organism: Daphnia carinata
Lineage: Eukaryota; Metazoa; Arthropoda; Branchiopoda; Diplostraca; Daphniidae
Product: chromobox protein homolog 1-like
Exons: 5
Coding region: 136-828 (230 amino acids)
Biological process (GO): chromatin organization; negative regulation of transcription by RNA polymerase II
Cellular component (GO): nucleus; pericentric heterochromatin
Molecular function (GO): chromatin binding
Source: RefSeq, a predicted model, not a curated record